AUGUGGGCUGUGAAUGAGGGUGCUUUCAAAAUGCGAAAUGAUAGGAAUCCGAAACGAAAUACGAACGGACCAGAUUUUUCCUUAAUUCAAUUUCGCGUCGCUUUCUCUCUUGUUUUGGUCUUCUUUUUUCAGGCCCUCCCCUUUUAUCGUUUUUACAAGAUUUUACUUCUUUGGAUUUACUCCUAUGUUGUUGAUGUUCUUGUUUUUCUUCUUUUAUUUUUCUUCAUCUUUUCCUCCAUUUUUUCUUCUUCUCUCUCCUUUACUUCGUUGUAUUCUUCUUCUUUAAUUCGUCUAUCCUUUUUUUUUACCAUCUUUUCUAUUUUAUUUGACCUAUUAUUUCUUUUCUUCUCCCGUUACUUAUUUCCUCCUAUUGUUGUUGUUGCUGUUCUUUUUUUUCUUUUUCUUCUCUCCUUCUUCAAUAUUUUCCUAUUCUUCUUUACGUCGAAUUCUUCCAUUCUUCUUCCUCUUCUCGUCCAUCUUCCUUCUCAUCUUUCUUCUCUUUUUUUUUCUUAUUACGCUUUAUCCGUUUCCUUCGCCGUCUUUUUAUUUCUUCUUCAUCUCUUUUUCUUCAUUUUGGCUGUUUUGUUUCUUCUUCAGCCAUUCCUUAUAAUGUUCCCUCUUUAUUUGGCCAUCAUCAUUAUUUUCUCCUUCGUGCGCUGCUUUUACCUUUUUUUUCCCCCUUCAUCGUCUCCUUAUUUAUUCUUCAAUGUUUUACAUUAUUCUCUAGCCUUCUUAUUUGGCUUAAUUUUUUUUUCUUCUGCAAUUAUUACUUCUCUUUUUUCGCCUUUAUUUAACCGUCUCCCCUUCUUCUUCUUCUUCUUCUUCUUCUUCUUCUUCUUCUCCUUCUCCUCCUCCUCCUCCUUCUUCUUCUCUUCCUCCUCCUCCUCCUCCUCCUCCUUCUUCUUCUUCUUCUUCUUCUUCUUCUUCUUCUUCUUCUUCUAUUAA
This is a messenger RNA of Acanthosepion pharaonis, 945 nucleotides long. The record is from the annotation of a GenBank genome assembly. NCBI's taxonomy places the organism in Eukaryota, Metazoa, Mollusca, Cephalopoda, Sepiida, Sepiidae.